CGCAGUUCGGGCAAAGAAGGCGAAUCCGUGCUGCCUUUUCCAACCGGCAUCGCGAGGUUAAAAGAAGCUAAUCCACGUGAGGCCCCGCCUCCCAACAUGGCGCCCACGAGAGGAGUUGGACCACGACUCCCAGAAGCCUUCGCGCCACGGACCGUUUCCCACGCCGCGCUUAAAGGCGCCGUCCCGAUUCUGCCUUGCGUCAUCUAAGCGCGCCGCUUUUGUCUUCGCAGCGGGAGCGUGCCUGGGUCAGAUCCGGCAUCUUCGCGCACGCAACGUGUGAAUGUGGGACAAUGCAGGGGGACCCAAAUCCCCCCGAGUCCCUCAUUGACAGGACCAUCAGGAUGAGGAAGGAAACGGAAGCCAGGAAAGUCCUCUUGGCCUGGGGAUUUCUCAACCUGUCACUCGCUGGCAUGAUCUACACGGAAAUGUCUGGGAAACUGAUAAGUUCCUAUUACAAUAUUUCGUGCUGGAUCCUCUGGUACGUUGAACUUGGCUUUGCCUCUUUGUUCAGCCUGAACGCCUUAUUCGAUUUCUGGAGGUACUUCAAAUAUACCAUGGCUCCUACCAGCUUAGUCAUGAGUCCUGGCCAGCAGACGCUUCUGGGAUUGCAGAACGCAGCGGUCCAGACUACGCCGCCCCGCGAGCUGAUGCCCAAGAAAACGCCCCCUUCGCCCCCCUCCCCUCCCAUCCAGGGGCAGAGUGUCCUGAGCUACAGUCCUUCCCGCUCCCCCAGCACCAGCCCCAAAUUUGCGACGGGUUGCAUCUCCGGAUACAGUCCCCAGCUGCAGGCCUUGUCGGGAAGCAGCGGAUCCUACGGUACGGUGUCGAGUUACUCUCCGGGAAGCAACUACAGUAAGGCGCCCCCGUUCAGUCCUUCUCCGGGGCCCUUGAUGUACCCCGCGAGCAUUGGGCCCAUGGAUAGCAGCGGGAUGAGAUCCAGAUAUCGCUCCUCGCCCACCGUCUACAAUUCUCCCACGGGGAAAGCCGACUACAUGACGGAUUUGAAGUCGCUCGACAGCUUCCUUCGAAAUGAGGAGGAGAAGCAGCACAGGGUGCAGCUGGGGAGUUCGGAUUCCGGCUCUCCGUCCAACAGCCCAACUUUUUGGAACUACGGUCGCUCCACGGCCGACUAUGCCCAGAUGCUCCGGAAAUUCCAGUACCAGCCGGCCUGCAGGUCCCAAGCGCCCUCGGCUAACAAGGACGAAGCUGAUCUAAGUUCCAAGCAAGCCGCCGAAGAGGUCUGGGCACGCGUGUCGAUGAGUAGACAGCAAUUCGAUCACAUGGAUUCCUGGACAGCCAAAUUCAGAAAUUGGGUCAACGAGACCAUUUUGGUGCCGCUGGUCCAAGAGAUUGAAUCUGUAAGCACUCAGCUGCGGAGAAUGGGGUGUCCAGAGCUGCAGAUUGGAGAGGCCAGCCUGAGCAGCCUCAAGCAAGCCGCUUUGGUUAAAGCCCCCCUCAUCCCCACCCUGAACACAAUCGUGCAAUACCUGGACCUGACCCCCAGCCAGGAAUAUUUAGUCGAAAGGAUCAAAGAGCUUUCCCAAGGCGGGUGCAUGAGUUCGUUCAGGUGGAACCGAGGCGGGGACUUCAAAGCGCGCACAUGGGAUACGGAUCUCCCCACCGACUCUGGAAUCCUGAUGCACGUCUUCUGCACGUAUCUUGACUCCAGGCUGCCCCCCCAUCCCAAGUAUCCCGACGGGAAAACCUUUACCUCCCAACAUUUCAUUCAAACCCCUGAUAAACCAGAUAUGUCGAACGAGAACCUGUUCUGCGUCCAUCAGAGCAGCAUCAACCCUCCCCAUUACGAGCUGAUUUAUCAACAGCAGGUUUACAAUCUUCCUAAGGGCAGAAACAACCUGUUCCACACACUGCUUAUGUUCCUGUACAUCAUCAAGACCAAGGAAUCGGGGAUGCUGGGGCGAGUCAACCUCGGAUUAUCCGGCGUGAAUGUUCUCUGGAUUUUUGGAGACUAGCUGGUUUUUCCCCCAGCUACAAACUCUUUUUAGAUAAUUCCUUCUCUAGGAUGGGAAUUUAACUCGGAGAUUGCACUGCCUUGAAUUUAACUGCCAUGCAACGACAAGAGGUGCUUUAAUUUUUUAUUUCCACAACAACAGAAGAGUCGAGAAAUAUAUUUCAAGGCCGUUUCUGCGCAGGGAGGUUUGAACAGAAGGAACGUCGAAUUCUUACUCGCUGAAGGAGUUGCUUUUUGGAAAAUUUGGGGCGAAAUCAGCUUGAAGGGAGAUCUGGUUUGCUGCCCUCCAUUGUUCAAUCUGGAGUCCAAACCCCAAACUACACUUUUGAACCAAAUCUUGAGCCCCCAAAUGUACCAAAGGAUUGUUGCUUUAAUAAGAACACAAAUCAGAAGAAAAAACUGAAAGGAGAUGUUAAAAAUCCGGAUCCUGUGUGGAUUUUGCUUUUCACCCACCUGAGCUUUUGACGGCUAGCACCGAACAGUUGUAACGUGUUUCCUUACGUUGUGCGCGUGAUUUCUAAAGUGAAAAUAUUUCUUUAGUCCCUUUUAGAUCCGGUUUUCGCUUUGAGAACACUCCAAAACUUUUUAAAACUUUAUUUUUUUUAAAAGGUCUCUUUUUGAACAGGAGGAUUCUUGAAAAAUUGAACUUCGCACUGUCGGUCCAUCGAGAUUUUUGGUGGAAAAAAAAAUAGGUUUUUGUGUAACUGGAUAAUGGAAGAAGCGACAUUGUUAGAAUAAUGUACU
Molecule: messenger RNA, 2716 nt
Organism: Thamnophis elegans (Western terrestrial garter snake)
Lineage: Eukaryota; Metazoa; Chordata; Lepidosauria; Squamata; Natricidae
Gene: TMEM209
Product: transmembrane protein 209
Cellular component (GO): membrane
Source: RefSeq, a predicted model, not a curated record